Molecule: messenger RNA, 4368 nt
Organism: Anarrhichthys ocellatus (wolf-eel)
Lineage: Eukaryota; Metazoa; Chordata; Actinopteri; Perciformes; Anarhichadidae
Product: A disintegrin and metalloproteinase with thrombospondin motifs 2-like
Exons: 24
Biological process (GO): extracellular matrix organization; proteolysis
Cellular component (GO): extracellular matrix
Molecular function (GO): metalloendopeptidase activity
Source: RefSeq, a predicted model, not a curated record
CAGACAAACAGACAGACGGAGGGAGGAGAUAAUGAGACUGGAGGAGUCACAGUGUUCACUCUGCAGCUCUCAGUUAGUCUGUCUCUCCCUCUGGGUUCCUCUCUGUCUUUCUUUUUGUCUUUCUGUCUGUCUCUCAGCCCGUCUCUCUCUCGCUCUCUCGCUCUCUCGCUCUCUCUCUCUCUCUCACACAGGAUGGACCACUUUCGUUAUGGAUUAUUGAUUAUUGUCUUUCUGCUGCCGAUUGACUGUUUACACUCAGUUUACAUCACUGACAACAUAGAUUCUCUCCAUCAGGUGCUGUCAGAGUUCGCUGUUGUUCGUCCAAUCAGGACCAACUCAGAGGGACGUUUCCUGUCAGCUCUCGUCUCCGCCCACCACCUGCCCCGCAGGAAAAGACACGCCCCCUUCACACAGGACACGCCCACUGACACAAACAAUGACAGACAGACUCGAACAAACAGGCCUCCAUUACAACAUGCCCCGCCCACAGAUGCAUCACCGUCCAACCGGACGUGGCGUACCUGGAGGGGGCGGGGCCACAGGCAGGAGGAGGCGGAGCUGUUCUACAACGUGACGGUGUUCGGUCAGGAGCUGCACCUUCGUCUGCGUCACAACGGUCGCCUCGUCUCCCCCAACGCCACCACGGAGUGGUGGGAGGAGUCAGGACACAAACACUCUCAGCCAAUAGGAGACGCCGGCUGCUUCUACACAGGAGAGGUGUCCAACAUGGAGGACACGUCCAUCGCCAUCAGCAACUGUUACGGGCUGGCCGGUGUGAUCCGGACGAGUCAGGAGGAGUUCUUCAUCGAGCCGCUGGAUCAUUGGAGGAGGAGAGAGGAGGAAGGAGGAAGACGGCACAUCAUCUAUCGCUCCUCGGCGAUCAUCAAAAAAGAACCGGCUGUCAAUCAAACUGAAGCCGUCCAUCAAACAGCUGGUGACUUCGUCCGAGGUCCUCUUUUAGGUUCUCUGGACUGGAACCAGAAUGUGAUGUGGUCCGGAUCCAGAUCAGCUCGACGAAGACGCUACAUUGAAGAGGCUGAACUGUUUAACAUAGAGGUUUUGUUGGCUGUGGAUUAUUCUGUUCUUCUUUUCCACGGCCGAGAUCACAUUCAGAAAUAUCUUCUGACACUCAUGAACAUAGUUAAUGAGAUCUAUCAGGAUCAUUCUCUGGGCACCAACAUCAACGUUGUUCUGGUCAGAAUCAUCAUGUUGUCUCCAUCAAAGUCCCAGGAGCUGAUCUCUGUGGGGAACCCUCAGAAGAGCCUGGAGAACGUCUGUGGAUGGUCGUAUCUCCAGCACCGGGAGCAGAAUCACGCCGAGCAGCACGACCACACCAUCUACCUGACCAGGCAGGAGUUUGGCCCUUCUGGCAUGCAGGGUUAUGCUCCAGUUACAGGAAUGUGUCACCUGCAUCGGAGUUGCGUCCUCGUCUUUGAAGACGGGUUUUCCUCGGCCUUUGUAGCUGCUCAUGAAAUGGGACACGUGUUAGGGAUGGAGCAUGACGGAGAGGCCAAUGACUGUGCUGACGACGUGCCGUUGGGCAGCAUCAUGUCCCCGAGGGUUCAGGCCACCUUCCAUCAGUACCACUGGUCCCGCUGCAGCUGGAGGGAGCUGCACAAGUACCUGCAUACCUACGACUGUCUCCGUGACGACCCGUUCAACCACGAUUGGCCGGCUCAGCCUCAGUUACCAGGGUUUCAGUACUCACUGGACCAACAGUGUCGCUUUGACUUCGGACCAGGAUACAGCCUCUGUACUGGAUACUCCAACCUUGAACCCUGUAAACAGCUGUGGUGCAGCGACUACAACAACCCGUUCUACUGUAAGACCAAGAAAGGUCCUCCGCUGGACGGGACCAAGUGUGGACCGGGGAAGCACUGUUUUAAGGGUUUCUGCAUGAAGUUGACCCCCAACCUGCUGAGACAAGAUGGCGGCUGGGGAACAUGGAGUCCGUUCGGCGGCUGCUCCAGGACCUGCGGGGGCGGGGUCAGGUUUCGGGCCCGACGCUGUGACACUCCAGCUCCAACCAAUGGGGGGCGCACCUGCUUCGGAAACAGUUUCGAGUUCCAGAAGUGCAGCCAAGAAGAGUGUCCACCUCUGACUGACUUCAGAGAGGAUCAGUGUAAAGUCUGGAAUCCAUUUAUGGAACAUGAAGGAAUGAAACAUCACUGGCUGCCGUACCAACACCCUGACCGUAAAUACACACUCAUAAUAUUUUGCACUUCCCUCCUUCCUCCCUCCUAAGUCCUCCUCUCUGUCCUUGUUUCCUCUCUCCUCGUGCAGCAUGUAGGAUGUGACGGACAGAUCGCUUCAGACCAGCAGGAGGACCGAUGUGGAGUCUGUGGAGGAGAUAACUCCAGCUGUAAGAUCAUCAAAGGGAACUUCACCCGCAGCACCACGAAACAAGGUUACCUGAAGAUCCUGGAGAUCCCCAAAGGAGCUCGACAUCUGCUGAUCCACGAGUUUAAAGGAACUUCUCACAUCCUGGCGCUGAUGAACCAGGAGACGGGCCACCUCUUCCUCAACAACGAAUACGAGCUCCCAGAAUCCCGAGCAAUGAUCGAGAAGGGUGUGGCGUGGGAGUACAGCGGCACCGAGGAGCAGGAGUCCAUCCAGACCACGGGGCCACUGAAAUACGGAGUCCUGCUCAUGGUGCGGUCUCAUGGAGACUCUAAGGUGACGGUGUCCUACAAGUACGUCAUCCAGGACCGCCUCCGGUCCAACCUGGAGUCCAACUUGGUGCAGGAGGAUGCCAUCUUCUACGAGUGGGCGCUGAAGAAGUGGUCGCACUGCUCUAAGCCCUGCGGAGGAGGGAAACAGUACACAAGGUUCGGCUGCCGGAGAAAAGCUGACGGGAAGAUGGUUCAGAGGACGUUCUGCUCCAACAUCAACAAACCGAGAGCCAUCAGCCGCACCUGCAACGGCGACACCUGCAGCUCCCCCAGCUGGGUGACCGGGGAGUGGGAAGACUGCAGUGCCACCUGUGGUCAGACAGGGUGGCGGCGGCGCUGGGUGUCCUGCCAGCAGAUGUCCAGCAGGGGGCAGCGCUCAGUGCCCAGCAAACUCUGUGGUGAGGACCGGCCGGAAGUGAAACAAACCUGCAAUCGUUUACCGUGUCCAGCUUCCUGGAGAGUUGGGCCCUGGACCCCGUGUUCAGUAUCCUGCGGAAAUGGGACUCAGGAGCGUCAGGUUGCAUGUUUGAGUCCUGAGGGUUUAGCCCGUAACUGUAGUGAUUUUCCACCAAUCAAGACCCGCACCUGCCAUCCUGCCCCCUGUAGCGGUGACCAGAAGAAUGUCAUCAUUCAGUGGCUGUCCAGGUCCAACCCAGGCUUCCCAGCUCCAAAGAUCUCCUCCAGGCAGCGGUGCCGUGGUGACCGCUCGGUGUUUUGCCGGAUGGAGGUGUUGAGUCGGUACUGCUCUAUCGCCGGUUACCGUCAGAUUUGCUGCAAGUCCUGCAACGAGGGAAACCUCAGCAACUCCAGCAACUCCACCAAUUCCAGCAACUUCAGCAGCAUUUUCCCGCCGACGGCCGACAGUUCCUGGAGUGUAACCAUGGAGACGAUGACAUCAGCGUCCGACAACGGCAACGUCACCAGUGACAUCAUCAUCAGCAGCAGCAGGCUGCCUCCCACCGUCGCUGUGACUCCGCCCCCGACCAGCAGGAGCAGCACCGACUUUGUGUACGUGGAGUACGACGAUUAUAACGAGUACCCGUCCUACGAGCAUACUCUUAUCAUUCCAACUACUACUACUGCUACUACUACAAGGCGACCAAGAAAAACUGCUUCCCCACAUUUAUUCAAGAAGAAAUCUCCCACAAUGCCCCCAGUAACCGCUGACCCUGAUGACAUCAUCACCGCCACGUCAUCAUCAGGGGGGAGGAGCCUCCAAACAGAAGCGACCUCGUCCUCCUUCCCGAACAACUCGGUGGACGAGGUCCCAUACCGGGUCGUGGGAUUGGACGGUGACGUAACCAGAGGACAGAACCAGUUUGUGCGGAUGCCUCCGAUCGGCGAACGAACGCAGAACAAACGAAUCCAACAGCUUCUGAACGAGAAACGACGGAAGGAUCUCGUGAGGAGCAGAGAAGGUCGGACUGACAGGAAACAGGGAUUAUAAAAACACAUAAAACAUUUCAUUUAUUUUUGUUGUUCACUCGUGAUGAUGCAUGUGCAGCUUGCUCACUUUCCGCUAACGCUAACGAACUCUUAACGAGAAACCGACCGCAGAGCCGACGAGACAAACAACCGACUUCACCUUCAUUGUUUCCUCAAAUGUAGAAUAAAGAUCAAAGGUUUACCGUAUACAACCAGAAUGUUCACGAUGUAACAAAUAAUCCUGUUUAUGAAUAAAGCAAAGUCUCAUCCA